AUGUCAAGCUUUAGACCGUGUAUUGGAGGUUAUAGUGAGAUUAAGAAUAAGGAAAAGUAUGAGGAGCCAAUAGAGCGCAUCCACGAUCAUUGCCUGUCGUCCGAGUAUGUUCCGACCGGCCUCGUUCUGUGCAUAGUGCACCACCCAGUACGACGUGCCUCUCGUUUGGUUGAUCUUCAUGGCAAGGCAGCAACAAGGACAUCCAGCGAGGACAGUAUGCAGCCGGUGUGUGCCUUCUUCCCGAUGUGGACGUUGCAAGAUAAAGGUGUUUCAAGUGUGCUUCCUCCUUCACGCACAUCACCCAGCCGAAGUAAUGAGAAUUCAUCAAUUCAUCAAUUCAUCAAUGAAAACAUAGCCGAUCAUUCCGUCAUUGAUGGUGAGCAAUCGAAUAAGCUAUAUGAGGCCAUGCAACUGUCGGAUGUUAUUGAGGUUGGAAGGGAAGAGAUGGAUCUUGGUUACGAGUUGCAGAUGGCUCAUGAAUUCUAUGUUACAUACGUAAAGAAAGUAGGAUUUACAACUAAGAGCACAAAUAAACCCAUUAACCAAGCUAUCCACUGUAAUCGCGACGGGUUCCGUGAGUCUCGUGUCAAAGCACCAACGCGGAAGAACACGAUUUCAGCUGCUGGGUGCAAGCGACAAAAGGCGGCGCACUACCAUGAGUAUAGGGAGCUGACCACGCAUGCGAAGUGCGUGAUCGAGGAUAAUGAUGAGGCUGAGAUUCGACCAAACAAGACAUUCCUAGUCUUUGCAAAUGAGGCUGGGAGCCCGUCUAACCUGGGAUUCUCAGAAAAGGAUUUAAGAAACUAUAUUACAACAAGGCUCCGAACCAGCAACGUGAAUGCGGAUGUCAAGAAGAUGAUGAACUACUUCAUGAGAAUGAAAGACAUCAAUCCUAACUUCUUCUACGCGGUGAAGUUGGACGAGGAGUGUAAAUUUAGGAGUGCAGUAUGGGUGGAUGCAAGGGGUAGGGCAUCGUAUGGAUACUACAGAGAUGUCGUGUCAGUUGAUAGCACCUACAGUACAAACAGGUCGACCCUCCUUGGUUGUGCUUUGCUGGGGAAUGAGGAAAUCCCAAGUUAUGAGUGGGUUUUCAGCCAAUGGGUGAAGUGCAUGGGAACUGCUCUACAGCAGAUCAUCACCGAUCAAUGCAGAUCCAUUUUCCGUGCUAUUAGAAAUGCGUUACCUGAUACACACCACCGGUGGUGUAUCUGGCACAUUACGAAGAAGUUACCGCACAAGCUUGGUGGUUACCGCCGAUAUAGAGAGUUGUAUGAUGACCUCAAUGACAUUGUGUGA
Messenger RNA from Arachis duranensis, 1296 nucleotides. Its product is annotated as protein FAR1-RELATED SEQUENCE 5-like. Bases 1 to 1296 code for a protein of 431 amino acids. NCBI's taxonomy places the organism in Eukaryota, Viridiplantae, Streptophyta, Magnoliopsida, Fabales, Fabaceae. The record is from RefSeq and is a predicted model, not a curated record. The transcript has 7 exons.